AGUGCCUUGCUUCGAGCACCCCGCACCCGAUUUCGAGACGAGGCAGGCUCCGCGGGCUCUAGAGUGCGGGGUAGUGGUGGCGGCGCCUAUGCCCAAAAGGGUUAAAACGGUGGGUCGCCCUCUGAUAAUCCAACAGUGUGGCUUGCAUCAAUCAUCAUAAAUCUGCCGAGGGCCCGCACGGUGUGUUCCUAAUAUUCCUUGUCCUCCCUCUGCUCGUUCCUCCUCCACCCAACAAUUUGUCUUGAUUGAGAUAGGAACCAGAGACGACGCGUCUAACCAUGCCUACAAAGGUCAAAGGAUGCCGCAGCUGUUCCCGCCGGCGAAUAAACUGCGACCGGACUCUACCUGCUUGCAACAAAUGUGUUCGGGACAACCUGGUUUGCUACGGCCUUAGCGGGACCUACCGUUGGCUUACUAGCCGGACCUCCAGGAAGACGAGGACACCGGGUCAAGGGAGCAAGAGAGACUCGCCCCCGCCGUCUCAGAUGGCACUCGAUGAUUCCGAUAAAGGCAGCCUAAUACCGCUAUUAGCGUCCCCGACGUCCCCGCUGACUUUCCCGCUGCCCCGGACACAGCCGAGUAAUCACGAGGAUCAAUGGGUGUUGAACUACUUUGCAGAGCAGAUAACGCCGUGGAUGUGCCCGAUUCUGCGAGAAGAUAACGAAUGCAAGAUGCAAGUCUUGCCGCUAGCCGCUUCUUCCCCACUCGUCUUCAAUGCCGUUGCCGCGACAUCCUUUCAUCGCCUGGCCUACUACGGAAACAAUGAAUUUGCAAGUAAGGCUGAAAGAUACAGGGCCACUGCUAUUAAGGGCCUGCUAGAGAGCUGUCAGAGAGUCUGCUUGCCGUUGCCAUCCUCUCAGGACGUGCUGUUUGCCGCGGCUACUCUCUUAAUUCUGAUGUAUGAUGAGAUGGUGGCUGCCCAGGGUUCCUUCACGACUCUUGCGCGUGUCAUGUCAAGCAUGCGGAACUUUGUGGAUUUCUCAACCUUAAGCGGCAGCUCGGAGCUUCAAAGAUACCUGUCAGGGCAGUUUGAUAUGCUAGCCAUCUUCGCCCUACCGCAUCUUGACGAAGGUCCAUCGCAGACGCACGCCUUCGAGUUGGUAGACACCUUUGAGUCGACGACCAAAGAAGACCAAAAUAACCCUCCCUUCCUGGCAGACUGCUGGAAGACUGUCUUAACGGCUUGGCUCUGUCAGAAACAGAACUCGGACGUCGACGUGGUCAACAGUUUACUGGAGGAUCUCAAGUUCAGGAUUUUAUCUCACGAUGGUAUUACACGGUUUGAUCACUACAUGACAUGGGUUUACUUCAUGGCUGCAGCGGCUUCACCUAGUCCACAUCUACGGAGCUUCUUCAGGGACCGCCUCUUCCAGCAUACCAUCACUUUUGGAUGGAAGAAUGUUGCCUUAAUGCUCAAGCUCCUCGAAGAACUAGAAAAGUCUGGCUCGGACUGGCCUUCUCGGUUGCAGUCUCACAAAAAAUACAUUUGCGUCUAAUGGUAGCUAUUUGAUAACCCCCUGUUACUUGCCAACCCACUCGAUGCGAGCACAUGCUGCAGCCAUGAAUAUCAUCUUGCCACCAACCACACUAGCUAAAUAACCCAACCAUAAAAUUAAACAAUACAAGGCAAAGCAUAUUGGUACAGCUGCACAAACACACGUAAAAGUGAGGGGUACGGGAGAAAGGAAGGCGAGGCUAACCAACUUCCGAGGUCGGCAGCCUCUUUAAAAUCGGGCAGCAAGCUGCACGUUGGUAUUGAUCCCACACGGCCUCCACAUAUGAACACUGAAGCAGAUAGCAUAUGUCUGAAAACCGUAUUCUUCGUCUGAUUACGACGGAACAGAGAAAUAAUUGGGUGGUAAGAGGCGCAAGGGACAUGCCAACCAAAACUGGGGUACUCAUGUUUUUGACCUUCCGCGUUCUAGCGCAGAACCUCUCGGUGUACUCAUUGCGGCGAAACAUAAAUAUUCGUGGAACUCUCUUACAGUGACGGCUACCUUUCCAGACCUAAAUGAGCCAUCUUCAUUCAAGUCCUUAUGAUCUCUCAGCUUGCGAGAACUGAACAUUAUUGAACCAUGCGUGCCGACAUUUCCACUCUUGGAUCCGCCAAUGGCUAUAGUAAUGGAACCGCCAACGGGUCCGCACUUCACAAAGUCGAUGUGGUAAUUGUGGGAGGAGGCUUUUCAGGGUGCUACAUGCUACACAAGCUGCGGCAGCAAAACUUCUCGGUGCGGAUCGUGGAGGCUGCCCCUGAGCUUGGCGGUGUUUGGCAGUGGAACUGCUAUCCCGGCGCCAGAGUCGACACACACGUACCUCUGUACGAGUACUCCAUAGAGGAGGUGUGGAAGACAUGGACAUGGCAGGAAAAGUUCCCUACUGCAAGCGAGUUGCA
This is a messenger RNA of Pseudogymnoascus verrucosus, 2392 nucleotides long. RefSeq lists its product as uncharacterized. The record is from RefSeq and is a predicted model, not a curated record. Bases 279 to 1496 code for a protein of 405 amino acids. Gene Ontology annotation, biological process: positive regulation of transcription by RNA polymerase II. Gene Ontology annotation, cellular component: nucleus. NCBI's taxonomy places the organism in Eukaryota, Fungi, Ascomycota, Leotiomycetes, Thelebolales, Thelebolaceae. The transcript is spliced from 5 exons. Gene Ontology annotation, molecular function: transcription cis-regulatory region binding; zinc ion binding; DNA-binding transcription factor activity, RNA polymerase II-specific.